Messenger RNA from Coniophora puteana RWD-64-598 SS2, 1036 nucleotides. RefSeq lists its product as uncharacterized. Lineage: Eukaryota; Fungi; Basidiomycota; Agaricomycetes; Boletales; Coniophoraceae. The record is from RefSeq and is a predicted model, not a curated record. The transcript has a single exon. Bases 5 to 1036 code for a protein of 343 amino acids.
CAUCAUGCUUGUGCUGGGCCGCGCAAGUUUAUCCCUUCAAUCGUUGACCUUCAACUUGGAGUUGACUUAUAUCUCCGGGUCCGAGCUUACAGAAUCAUCAGAAGACUUUACUAAUAUAUUGGUGGACGCCGUUCAAAACCUCAGCCAUCUCAACACGCUGGAGUUCAACUUUCCCACCUAUCCUAUCCCCUGGAGGCUGCUUGCUUCUAUAUCCCGGUUCCCCUCGCUGAAAUCGUUGACGUUGCGACAUUCUGGAGGAGCAGAAACGUUAGAAGGGCCCGUUCCCAUAGGGAGUGUCUCGUUCCCCCGCCUAGAAGAGCUCAAGGUUACCUCUUCCCGACCAGAUGGAGUGACAGCCACUGUGUCUCGUUUGGAGGGUCUAUCUCAGAUUCAAAGCUUCGACUUCGCCGUCAAGGGAAGUGACAUAGUCGAUGCGGCUGAGACCGAAGAGAUGAUUGAUCUCGUGGCCGAACGUCUCAGCAAAAACACGACCCGCUCCAUCCGAUUCAGCAUCGACCAGCGCUAUACUAGCGAAGGUGGUCGUCGCGUCCUAAAGCUUUCCACGCUGCGGCCCCUAUAUAGGUUCGAAGGUCUCAUAGAGCUCAUUCUCGAACUUGUCUCCGGUUUUAGAGUUGACGAUGGUUCGCUGGAAGAACUGUCCCUGGCAUUCCCGAAGUUGCGUCACUUCGAGCUACAAGACACGGGAGCGGUCAUCAGUGUCACGCUCAAGGGCCUUGCUAUGCUUCUCCGCAAUUGCACGGCGCUGAGGCAGUUAACGCUGUUCAUAAAUGCGACACGCGAAUCUAACCUGGAGUUUGACAAAUCGCCCAUUGAGGUCCAGAAUAUGGAGAUCACAACUCUUAACGUGAUGUGGUGCCCAGUUGACGCUGACGACCCCGGUUAUGCAGCGGGCCACCUCCUUCGUAUGCUUCCUUGUUUACGUGAAGUUCAGUUUAAUGGCUGGUAUGCUUGGAUCAAAGCGUGGGCCCAGGUUAACGAUUUGCUGGGAAAGCAUGCGUUGAAAACGACACCGUGA